AUGGCGGCGGGAAGGAGGCCGGUGCGACUCGGCCCAUCCGCGAGGCCGCGGCACCGUGGGGUUGAGGGAGAGCGAAAGGAGCCGCCCGGAGGGGAUUCGUCGCCCCGGGACCGGGCUGGCCGGAGCGGGCGGCUGCUCGGUGCGCGGGGCCGCGUUCGCCCGACCCGGCCCCGCACUCCGGUGCGGCUUGGGACCACCGGCUCCUGCGUUAGGCCCUGGGGGCCGGAGGGGCUCCGACCCCGCCAGAGGAAGAGGGGUCCCACCGCGUCGGGGUCUGCCCCGUACCGGCUUGUGUCACGGCUGCCUGCCGAGCUGACGGGCCUUUACAGGGAGGAAGGAACAAGUGCAGAACAGGACAAUCGCUUCAGCAACAAGCAGAAGAAGCUGUUGAAGCAGUUGAAAUUUGCAGAAUGCUUAGAAAAGAAGGUGGACAUGAGCAAAGUAAAUCUGGAAGUAAUCAAACCAUGGAUAACAAAACGAGUAACAGAAAUCCUUGGAUUUGAAGAUGAUGUAGUAAUUGAAUUUAUAUUCAACCAGUUGGAAGUGAAGAAUCCAGAUUCCAAAAUGAUGCAAAUCAACCUGACUGGUUUUUUGAAUGGGAAAAAUGCUAGGGAGUUCAUGGGAGAACUGUGGCCACUGCUAUUAAGUGCACAAGAAAACAUUGCUGGUAUUCCAACUGCAUUUCUGGAACUGAAGAAAGAAGAAAUAAAACAGCGACAGAUAGAGCAAGAGAAACUGGCUUCUAUGAAGAAACAAGAUGAAGACAAGGAGAAGAGAGAUAAGGAAGACAAAGACAACAGAGAAAAAAGAGACAGAUCCAGGAGUCCAAGAAGACGCAAAUCUAGGUCUCCUUCCCCUCGAAGGAGGUCGUCGCCUGUCAGAAGAGAGCGGAAACGCAGCCAUUCUCGCUCCCCUCAUCACAGAACCAAGAGCCGUAGUGCUACUCCUGCACCAGAAAAGAAAGAGGCAACUCCUGAGCCAGAACCCUCUGUGAAACCAAAGGAGACUGUUGUUCAAGAGGCAACUUCAAACAGUGAUAUCCCAAAAGCUCCUAAACCUGAACCUCCCGUACCGGAGACGAAGGAAACUUCACCAGAACGUAAUUCAAAGAAGGAGAGAGAGAAAGAAAAAGAGAAGACUCGUCAAAGAUCCCCAACUCGGUCCAAGUCAAGGUCAAGAUCUCGGUCACGCUCUCCAUCUCAUUCUCGACCAAGAAGGCGUCAUAGAUCACGGUCAAGGUCUUACUCCCCUAGAAGGAGACCAAGCCCAAGACGACGACCAUCUCCAAGGAGAAGGAGCCCUCCAAGGCGAAUGCCUCCCCCACCCAGACACAGAAGAAGCAGAUCCCCUGUGAGGCGGAGAAGACGGUCAUCAGCAUCCUUAUCUGGCAGUAGCUCUUCCUCCUCCUCCUCACGUUCCCGAUCGCCACCAAAGAAACCACCUAAAAGAACUGUAUCCAGUCCUCCUCGUAAAACGCGUAGGCUCUCUCCUUCUGCAAGCCCUCCUAGGCGGAGGCACAGGCCAUCCCCACCAGCAAGUCCACCUCCAAAACCACGCAGGUCUCCAACACCCCAGCAGUCGAAUCGUGCAAGAAAAAGCCGUGGCUCUGUUUCUCCUAGCAGAACAUCAGCACCCAAACAUAAGAGUACUGAAAAAAGAGAAUCUCCUUCGCCAGCACCAAAACCAAGGAAAGCAGAACUGUCUGAAUCGGAAGAAGAUAAAGGAGGUAAAAUGGCUGCAGCAGACUCUGUUCAACAGAGGCGUCAGUACAGAAGGCAAAAUCAACAGUCCUCAUCUGAUUCUGGUUCUUCAUCUUCAUCUGAAGAAGAAAGACCUAAGAGAUCCAACGUGAAGAAUGGGGAAGUUGGUAGACGCCGACGCCAUUCACAUUCGCGCAGUCCAUCACCGUCUCCACGAAAAAGACAGAAGGAAUCCUCCCCUCGGAUGCAGAUGGAAAAGAGGUGGCAAUCACCAGUGAUGAAAAGUAGGAGGAGGAGAAGUCCAUCGCCCCCACCAGCCAGGCGGCGACGGUCUCCUUCACCUGCCCCUCCUCCUAGGCGGCGGCGGUCACCUUCAUUACCUCGUCGAAGGUCUCCAUCACCACCCCCGCGCAGACGCUCACCUUCUCCGCGGAGAUACUCUCCACCGAUACAGAGACGAUAUUCUCCUUCUCCACCACCUAAGAGAAGAACGGCUUCUCCGCCUCCCCCGCCUAAACGAAGGGCAUCACCUUCUCCACAGUCGAAACGCAGAGUCUCCCAUUCACCACCACCAAAACAAAGGAGCUCGCCAACUGCUAAAAGGCGUUCACCUUCGAUAUCUUCCAAGCACAGGAAGGGAUCUCCUCCCAGUAGGUCCAAUCGGGAAACACGUUCUCCACCACAAAACAAAAGGCAUUCACCUUCGCCACGGCCUAGAGCUUCUCAUACCUCUGCAAGCCCACCACCACCACGAAGGGGAGCUUCGGCUUCACCCCAGAGAAGACAGUCUCCAUCUCCAAGCACUAGACCCAUCAGGAGGGUGUCAAGAACGCCAGAACCUAAGAAGACAAAGGCUUCCACACCAAGUCCACGAUCUGCGAGACGGGUGUCUUCAUCACGGUCUGCAUCAGGGUCACCUGAGCCAGCACCGAAAAAGCAUCAAGGACCUCCAUCUCCUACUCGGUCUCGUUCUCCUUCUGCAAACUGGUCACCUGCAAAAAAGGCUAAAAGCCCAACUCAGAGCCCAUCACCUGCAAGGAAUUCAGAUCAAGAAGGGGGUGGAAAGAAGAAGAAGAAAAAGAAGGAUAAGAAGCAUAAAAAGGAUAAAAAGCACAAGAAACACAAAAAACAUAAGAAGGAGAAGGCUGCGGCGGCUGCAGCAGCUGCUGCUGUGGCUGCAGCAGAUACCACAUCAGUACAGGAAGACCAGGAAGCAGAGACAGAACCCAAAAAGGAGACAGAAAGUGAACCAGAAGACAACCUUGAUGAUCUAGAAAAACACCUGCGAGAGAAGGCACUGAGGUCAAUGAGGAAGGCGCAAGUGUCACCACCAUCCUAGGCUGAAUCCUUUGAUAUAAUGUACAUUUUAUUUGGUUUGUACUCAGAAUUCAAUUUCAAAUUGCUAAAUGUGUUUGAGCUUUAGAAUAUAACAUUUGUUGUAAUAAUUGCUAGGUUGAGGUUCACCAUGUACAAAGGGCAUGGAUUUACAUUACAAAAGGUGUCCACAGUGUACUAGUGACAUUCUUUCAUUGACAGUCAACAUAAUUUCAUUUAGAGUGAGACUUUUUUAGAAGCAGUAGGAAUUUGUUUCGAAGGUUUUAAACAUGACCGUCAAUUCCCUAGUUUCUUUGAAAUUCAACAAAGCCUUUAGCAUAAUUUGUGAGGGUCUCAUUUGACUUCUUUUGUAUCCACUUACAUUACGCUACUAACCUUUGUGGUUUGUAAGCUUGCCCAGAAGAAAAACCACUGCAGAAUUACCAAGGAAGUACAUAUAUUUUAAUGCUUUCUACUGUUGCCUGUAUAGUCUCCAUUAAAGCGAAUCAAGAAUAGCAAUUUAGAAUGGUACAUAAAUGAAAGCAUGUUGUUUACCAGGACACUGUGGGUUUAUAUUGAUGUAACAUGUUGAUUUGGAACACUGGAAUUUCAUUUGUAUUUUUAUGUUCUUUUUUUAAAGGGCAGUUUCCAUGAUCAGCAGUCCCAGAAAAAAUUCCUUCAGUUACAUAAAUUUUGUUUGUGAGAUGUCGUUGCCCCAUUCAUAAAUCUUGUCUUGUUACGGUUCUUCUGAAUGGUAUAAGCAACUUUCAGAGAUGUGGUCUUUGAAAGUGUGAGGAACCUGAACUUUGGAUAUUGUCAUGUUUUCACUGUUUUUUGUUUUUGUUUUUUUAACUAAAGCUAUAUAAAGCUUGUGGAUUAAACAAAAAUAAAUUUCUAAAUUUAAACAGA
Molecule: messenger RNA, 3923 nt
Organism: Haliaeetus leucocephalus (bald eagle)
Lineage: Eukaryota; Metazoa; Chordata; Aves; Accipitriformes; Accipitridae
Gene: SRRM1
Product: serine/arginine repetitive matrix 1
Exons: 19
Coding region: 1-3039 (1012 amino acids)
Biological process (GO): mRNA processing; regulation of mRNA splicing, via spliceosome
Cellular component (GO): spliceosomal complex
Molecular function (GO): RNA binding
Source: RefSeq, a predicted model, not a curated record